UAUAUAUCUAAAUAUUAAAGAAGAACAAAAUCAGUGAUGAUGGGAAUCUACAAUACAUGUAUUCGUAAUUAUAUUUACCAAUAUUUUAUGGCGGGAGAUUUUGACAGCUACUGUAAAGAUGAAUUCAUCACAGACAAAUAUUUUGCUUGUCGGGUCAGAGGGUACUGGAAAACAUGAUAUCUCCAAGUGUUUGAUAGAUAUGGGUAAAGCCAUCAAUCUCAAAGUAUUGACCUGCACCUGUCUACCAUUACCAGACAAUAGAGACUUAUCAGAUGAAAAUAUUCACUUUGUAUGUUUUACAAUGCAUAUGGCUAAUAAAGACAGUAUGAAGGGAUUAGUAGCAAGCAUGGGGCAGCUGGAUGUUUCAUACUUCAUCGGGAAGUCGAUAAUUGUUGCUAACUCAAAAGAUGUAGAAGCAUCGAAAUAG
Messenger RNA from Ruditapes philippinarum (Manila clam), 427 nucleotides. Its product is annotated as centromere protein M-like. The transcript is spliced from 5 exons. NCBI's taxonomy places the organism in Eukaryota, Metazoa, Mollusca, Bivalvia, Venerida, Veneridae. The record is from RefSeq and is a predicted model, not a curated record. The coding region runs from base 119 to 427 and encodes 102 amino acids.